Botrytis byssoidea is the source of this 399-nucleotide messenger RNA. RefSeq lists its product as uncharacterized. Lineage: Eukaryota; Fungi; Ascomycota; Leotiomycetes; Helotiales; Sclerotiniaceae. The record is from RefSeq and is a predicted model, not a curated record. Bases 1 to 399 code for a protein of 132 amino acids. The transcript has 2 exons.
AUGUCUCAGAUAGCUUACAUCCAAGAGCUCACCGUCGAUUUUGACCAAUAUCAUGAAGAUCUGGUGGCUGAUCUUCAACGUUGGGACGAUGCGAUUGAUGGAACAAUUGGUAAUCGGAUCCUCCAAACGUUUUGUGCUCUCAAUAGACUCCACUUGAAGAUUGUUUUUGUCGAGCGCAGAAUAGCCCUCAUUCAACACAUGAGAAGCUUGCCAGCGGAAGCUAGAGCCGAGCUUUUGAGUGAGUACGAGAGACUCUUGGAAUUGAUGUAUCCGAUACGCCAGUGGUACGAGACCAUUCGAGAUGACUACCGAGAUCUACAGACCGCUAGAAACAAUGGAGAUUGGGAAACUGCCAGAGAGCUUGAGGAAGAGCUUGAUUUAGAGCCGGGACAUGCUUGA